AUGAGUCUCACAGGGAGGCAGCGCAACAGUGUGAGAGCCACUGAGGUGACACAGGAAAAAAACGCAACUCUUGUCAGUGAAGAUGAACGGGCACUUAAUGUCCACACCACUGUGCUUCCAGUGAUAGAUGGCACAGGUUUUGUGGUGCGAUUGAUUGCCACUGGGCACAAAAUAUUUAACCUGCCCAGUCUUCAGUCUUAUUUAGACAUGGAAGAUUUAGGACUAAAAUUUAUCAAGAUAAAUGGGAUGAACAGUCAGAGUAAAGCAGUUUCUACUGUUAUUUCCAAAGUGGCUUUAUGUACUUCCUGUGCAAAGUUGCUGAAAUGCAUCAAGAACUGGAUCCCAGUGGAAUGCAAAAGGGAAACGGUUCAACUCGUGAAACUAGCGGGACCUGUGUUCAUUUCACAAUUGAUGAUCUUUCUCAUCAAUUUUGUCAGCGCAGUGUUCUGUGGUCAUCUCGGUGAGAACGAGUUUGCAAGUGUGGCGUUGGCAAUAGCGAUCAUCAACGUGACUGGUGUUUCAGUUGGAACCGGUUUGGCUUCAGCCUGUGAUACCCUCAUAUCUCAGACGUAUGGGAGUGGAAACCUAAAGCGUGUGGGAGUCAUCCUUCAGAGAGGAGUUUUGAUCCUGCUCCUGGCCUGUUUCCCCUGCUGGGCUAUCCUCAUUAACACAGAGCCCAUGCUACUCGCUGUCAGACAGAGCCCAGAGGUUGCACGACUCUCCCAGCUGUAUGUCAAGAUCUUCAUGCCUUCUCUGCCAGCUGCGUUCAUGUACCAGCUGCAGGGGAGGUAUCUACAGAACCAGGGUAUCAUCUGGCCUCAGGUGGUAACUGGAGUCAUUGCAAAUGUCCUCAAUGCAGUUACCAACUACAUACUGCUCUUUGUGAUGGACAUGGGAGUUGUUGGAUCUGCAGCAGCAAAUGCUGUCUCACAGUUAGCUUUGGCUCUGACGUUGUUCAUUUACAUCUACUGGAAAGAUUUACACAAGGCAACAUGGUCUGGUUGGUCCCUGGACUGUCUGCAGGAAUGGGGUCUGUUCACCCGGGUGGCUGUUCCCAGCAUGCUUAUGCUCUGUCUGGAGUGGUGGACUUUUGAAAUCGGAGGACUGUUGGCUGGUGUGAUCAGUGAGGUUGAACUGGGAGCUCAGUCAGUUGUGCAUCAGUUGGUCACUAUUACAUUCAUGUUCCCAAUGGGAUUAGGAGUAGCUGCCAGCGUGCGGGUUGGGAAUGCUCUUGGUGCUGGGAACAUUGAAGAGGCCAUUGCAUUUGGCAAGGUCUCCGUCAUCUGUACAUUUGCAGUCUCGUGCUUUGUUGGAAUUAUUCUUGGAUCGUCUAAGAAUGUAAUUGGUUACAUCUUUACAACAGAAAAAGAAAUUGUUCAGCGGGUUGCUGAUGUCAUGAUCAUAUUUGGGUUCUUCUAUCCUGCUGAUGCCAUGGCGGCUGUGACAGGGGGCAUUAUACGAGGAGUAGGGCAGCCGCGGAUCGGGGCAAUCUGUAACUUGGUGGGAUAUUACUGCAUCGGCCUUCCUAUUGGAGUGUCCCUGAUGUUUGCUGCCAAAAUGGGCAUCCUAGGACUGUGGUUGGGGCUUUUUGUUUGUGUCACUCUACAGUCCACAUUCUUUAUCACUUUCUUGUGUAAAUUAAAUUGGAGAAAGGCUGCUGAAGAGGCGAUGUUGAGGGCAGGAGUCCAGCCAACAGAAAAGAAAGAUGUGCUGGCGUGGGAAAACAAAAGACAUGCCCACACUGCUCAGAGAGAGUGCCAGGUCACCAUUAUAUCAUCCAGCAUCCUGAGCUACGAGGAGUGCAACUCAGACCUGCAGGAGCUCAGUCCGGCCUGUGAUGGAGAGACAGCCGGUGCUGCAGUGCCACGGUCUCGGCUGGACAGACAGCUGGUGCUGCGUCGUGGCCUGACCGUGCUGUUCAUUGUGCUCACUCUUGCAGCUGGGAUAUUCACCAGCGAAAUGCUUCUCAAACUGCUCAAAUGA
Molecule: messenger RNA, 1983 nt
Organism: Plectropomus leopardus (leopard coralgrouper)
Lineage: Eukaryota; Metazoa; Chordata; Actinopteri; Perciformes; Serranidae
Product: multidrug and toxin extrusion protein 1-like
Biological process (GO): xenobiotic detoxification by transmembrane export across the plasma membrane
Cellular component (GO): membrane
Molecular function (GO): antiporter activity; xenobiotic transmembrane transporter activity
Source: RefSeq, a predicted model, not a curated record